CCCCUGCGCCGGGGGCCUCCCGCGCCGUGCACGUCCGCGUCCCGCGCCCCUGCCUCCUCCCUCGCUCGCUCCUUCCCGCCCUCCCCGCGACGCCGGCCGAGCCGGCUUCCCCUCGGUUUCUCAUGAAUAUUGAGCGGCCCCUGUUGUAUUUCCCGAGCUCCAUUGCGGAAGCCGAGGCUCGCCAUAUUGUGCGGCGGCGCCGGCGGCCGCGGCGGCUGAUCCCCGAGUCUCUGUCUCCGGCCGCGGCCCGCGGAGCCCGGGACUGGGGCCGAAGCCGAAAUGUCUCAGGCUGUGCAGACAAAUGGAACUCAACCACUAAGCAAAACAUGGGAACUCAGUUUGUAUGAAUUACAACGAACACCUCAGGAGGCAAUAACAGAUGGCUUGGAAAUUGUGGUUUCACCUAGAAGUCUCCACAGUGAAUUAAUGUGUCCAAUUUGCUUGGAUAUGUUGAAGAAUACCAUGACUACAAAGGAGUGUUUACAUCGUUUCUGUGCAGAUUGCAUUAUCACAGCCCUUAGAAGUGGCAACAAAGAAUGCCCUACCUGUCGGAAAAAGCUAGUUUCCAAAAGAUCACUAAGGCCAGACCCAAAUUUUGAUGCUCUCAUCAGCAAAAUUUAUCCAAGUCGUGAUGAGUAUGAAGCUCAUCAAGAGAGAGUAUUAGCCAGGAUCAACAAGCACAAUAAUCAACAAGCACUCAGUCACAGCAUUGAGGAAGGACUGAAGAUACAGGCCAUGAACAGAUUGCAGCGAGGCAAGAAACAACAGAUUGAAAAUGGUAGCGGAGCAGAAGAUAAUGGUGACAGUUCGCAUUGUAGCAAUGCAUCCACACACAGCAACCAGGAGGCAGGCCCUAGUAACAAACGGACCAAAACCUCUGAUGAUUCAGGGCUUGAGCUUGAUAAUAACAAUACAGCAGUGGCAAUUGAUCCAGUAAUGGAUGGUGCUAGUGAGAUUGAGUUAGUGUUCAGGCCUCAUCCUACGCUUAUGGAAAAAGAUGACAGUGCACAGACAAGGUACAUAAAGACUUCAGGUAAUGCCACUGUUGAUCAUUUAUCCAAGUAUCUGGCAGUGAGGUUAGCUCUAGAAGAACUUCGAAGCAAAGGAGAAUCAAACCAGAUGAACCUUGAUACAGCCAGUGAGAAGCAGUAUACCAUUUAUAUAGCAACAGCCAGCGGCCAGUUCACUGUAUUAAAUGGCUCUUUUUCUUUGGAAUUGGUCAGUGAGAAAUAUUGGAAAGUGAACAAGCCCAUGGAACUUUAUUAUGCACCCACCAAGGAGCACAAAUAAGUUUUUAAAAUCAAUUCUGAGACUGAACUUUUUUAUAGCCUUUUUCUUUAAUAUUAAAGAUGUACCAUCACUACUCUUAUGGACAGAUCUUGGAUAUGCUGUUCAAUUUCCUUUCUGAGCCAGAUUGAGUUACACUAUUAGAAUCAUUUUCCCUUAAUUUAAGAUUUACUUUUUGGAAGAUACUGCAGCAGUUCAGUACUUGUUCUUUUCUUUUAAUAAUAUGUCUUAGUGUGUGCUUUCACAAAAUAUGGUUCCAUUUGGAGUACCCUUUGACCCAGGAGUUUUAAGUAAAGCUUCAAUUGGCCAUCUUUUCCCUCUCCCCUUAGGUUUCUAGGCCUAUGGAAUGUUAAUGCUGUCCUGGAGUCCUGUAUAUUUAUAGUUUUCUAUAUAAACUGUAGUAUCUUCAUGAAGACCAAGGCUUAAUUUGCUUAAAAACAAUUCUCAUAGGAUUAUUAUUUUCAUGGUAUUUUCUUCCAUACACCACAUUUUUGAAAGAGGUUCUUUAUGAACUUGGUGUCCAUUGUCAUUGCAGUGGGUUUUUUUGUUUGUUUUCUGUUCUCCUCUUCCACUCACUUGUAAGUUUAGAAUUUUUGGUCAUGGGGAAGAGAAUCAAAAUCUUAAGUUCUGUGAGAACAUAAUUCACUAACAGAUUUCAGUGAAGAGAAGUUAAAUUGGUGGGAAUAUGUAGUUCUCAAUUGUAUAUUUAAGAGUUCUUUUGUAUUAGUUUUACUUCAGUUUAUUGUGUGUUUGAUGUUUUUUUCCUGUUAAAAAUAUCAGAGAUAUUUUGCACUUUAACUUUGAUGAAAAGUACAAAAUAUGUUCAGUUUCCCUGGUUCUUUUCUUAUUGGUAGUGAUUUCAGAGUCCAGAAUAACAUGGCACAUAGAACUAACAAUGGAAAAGUCUUUGCUUGUGUUUAAAAAGUGUGCUUAGCAUUUUGAGUUGCCAUAUCAGUUUAUACUCUGCUAAUUACACUACAGAAGCAGGUUAAUGGACUUUGAACCCUGCUUUAAUAUAUAGUAAAAGAUGAUUCUGUUUAAAGAUUUCAGCCAGUAGUUUUAUAUUAGAGACAAUAUUGGCUGUUUGGGAGGUAGAAGCUUUAUGCCACUAGUCUGGAAGAUUGGCUUGUGUCUUUUUUUUUUUUUUUUUUUU
Molecule: messenger RNA, 2440 nt
Organism: Perognathus longimembris pacificus (Pacific pocket mouse)
Lineage: Eukaryota; Metazoa; Chordata; Mammalia; Rodentia; Heteromyidae
Gene: Rnf2
Product: ring finger protein 2
Exons: 7
Coding region: 280-1290 (336 amino acids)
Cellular component (GO): PcG protein complex; ubiquitin ligase complex
Molecular function (GO): ubiquitin protein ligase activity; chromatin binding
Source: RefSeq, a predicted model, not a curated record